CUCUCCCCGCUGUCUCCAGGCGCGCACCGCCAGUCGCUCCUCGCCGCUCUUUGCGCACGGACACUUCUCCACAUUCCCACUUGUAUCCGCUUAUCACUUCUCUACCCCGAGCGUCACCAGCGACCUCGGACUACUGUACUUUCUCUUUUAAGGUCCAGUAAUUAGUUUCGCGUUGAGCCUCGGACUGAAGAACAAUGUGAUUGUGGCUCACGGGGAUUUAGUGUCGUGACAUGCUUUCAGGACCCGGCGUCUCCACAAGGAAAUGGGACUCUCUGCAUUUAUGGUUACAUGAAUGUCAGCGCUGCAGGCCAGAUGCCGGUGAUGGAGGAGCUUGUCAGUGAGAGCGACAGCAUGCCAAAGCGGAUGGCUCUGAUCUGCUUCCUGUCUCUGGUCAUGCUGAUGAGCGUCCUGGGAAACCUGCUGGUCAUGGUGGCUGUCUGCAAGGACAGACAACUCAGGAAAAUCAAGACCAACUACUUCAUCGUGUCCUUGGCGUUUGCCGACCUGCUGGUGUCGGUGCUGGUGAUGCCUUUUGGUGCCAUCGAGCUGGUCCACCAGCACUGGAUCUACGGCGAGACCUUCUGCCUGGUCCGGACCUCGCUGGACGUCCUGCUGACCACCGCGUCCAUACUGCACCUGUGCUGCAUCGCCCUGGACAGGUACUACGCUAUCUGCUGCCAGCCUCUGGUCUACCGGAACAAAAUGACGCCCAUGCGAGUGGCUCUGAUGAUCGGCGGCUGCUGGGUCAUUCCCACCUUCAUCUCUUUCCUGCCCAUCAUGCAGGGCUGGAACAGCAUUGGCAUCAACCACCUGAUCGAGCAGCGGCGCCACAGCGAGGGCAGCAACUCCACAUCCUGUGUCUUCAUGGUCAACAAGCCAUACGCCCUCACCUGCUCCGUGGUGGCCUUCUACAUCCCUCUGGUCCUCAUGGUGCUGGCCUACCAGAGGAUCUACGUCACAGCCCGUGCACACGCCCUGCAGAUCAGCAUGCUGCAGCGGGCGGGAGGAGCCGGUGCCAGUGCGCCUGGUACUUCUGGCGCCGGUGUCGGCACUGGUGCAGACUCUGCUGACCAUCAACGCAACCACCGUAUGCGAACAGAGACAAAGGCAGCAAAGACUCUGUGCAUCAUUAUGGGGUGUUUCUGCCUCUGCUGGGCACCGUUCUUCGUCACCAAUGUGGUGGACCCGUUUAUAGACUACACGGUGCCAGACCAGCUGUGGGCGGCUUGCUUGUGGCUGGGCUACAUCAACUCCAUGCUGAACCCCAUCCUCUACGCCUUCCUCAACAAGUCCUUCCGCCGUGCCUUCCUCAUCAUCCUGUGCUGUGGGAGGAAGAGAUACCGCAGGCCGUCCAUCCUGGGGUCCGGCGCUCCCUGCACAGCCACGCAGAUCAACGGCUCCACACAUGUACUCAAGUAUUCUGUCCUUCAAAACGGGAACCACACGGAGCAGAAGAAGUCUCUGCACACCGGCACAGAGUCCCACGAGUCCUGCUUGUGACCCACAACGACUCCUCAGUCACAUCUCCAAUGACCUCGGCUCUCACGUCGUCACCACACAGACGAUGGAAACACACCACAGCCUUCACAAAUCCGGAGCUGAAAUCCAACACAGAUGGCUACAAAUCCAGCAGAACAACCACAGCCCCGACGGGACUUUCGGGAUCCAGGCGAGGAGCAUGACAUUGCAAAGGGUGCAUCUGGUUUAAAAGUUCAGCCGAAACUCACCCUGUGGUCUUUAAAGGUGGCAGGGACCUAGUGGAACUGGAACGAAACCAGUUCUCUGUCUUUCUGAUUUCUGUCAUGCUGGUUCUCCCCGUCUGCAGGCCCACAGAGACUGAGCUGUCCCGGCUGAACUGAACCGGAGCCGGAAUGCGACUGCGAUCCCGUCAGCAGGCCCGCUGGUAGCUAUCUGUGUCGUCCAGCUUGUCUUGUGGAGAACCGGCAGCUUCGGUGGAAUGUGUAGGAGAAUUUCACAGCACGAGACGCGAUUAAUGACUGACUGUGAGUCGUGGAAGUGAAUUAUGUUGCCAAAGCUAUUUCAUAUUACACAGAGGACCUAUUUCUGAUUAUUAUACGAUGCUCCCUGUUGUUUUCCGGUACAAAAUCAGACAAAUUGACGAUAGACUUUAGGAAGUCGUUCCCUGUAAAAUGAGCAUUAUAAGUUGGCUUUUUAAUGAAGUGUUAUUCAUGAGGAGAGGCAGAGUUUAGAGUGUUCUUUCUUUUGCCAAACAUCACAUGUUAAACAUCACGUGUUUUAGCCUCGACACAAAGCUGAGGAACCUGUGUGUCUCCGAGGUAGAGGCUUUGCAGUUUUGCUAAAUCCUCACUAAGCUGAAAAGAAAAUGUGUUUGCAAGGCUGCGUUAAAUCCUUGACCCAAACUGUCGAAGUGCAUUAUUACAGAGGCUGCUAGCUCACACUCUGUGUUCAUCACUCCGCGAGGCUCCAUCUGAAUCAUUGUUUUCCUCGCAAUAUGAAGUUUGAGGAUCACAACGCAUAAAAGCUGCUCAUGAAUGAUUCAACAGGCGCUGCGUUGGAGCGGUAUGUGCAUGGGUAUGAUGUGUGUGUGUCAUUGCAUUUGCAGGUUUUUGCAGUCUGUGUGUGUCCCUAUGUGUUUCCAUGGUGAUGCAUGCUUUCAUACGAGCGUGCUGCUGAGUGUGUCUUCAUGUGUGAUGUUCGUAUGUAUGAAACACCCUUUUCCCAUCAUCCCACGCUCAACACACUAUUUAUUCCCUCCGCCUCUGCUCACCUCCGAGGCCAUGUUAAAGAAUGUACCAGAAAUGUUUAUUCAUGGAAACUGUGAGCACUAAAGCCAGCUGUUUACCUGUACCCAUAAUGCAACAUUUUUUAUUUGAAAAGAAAUCUCAGUUGUAAUUGAUUUCCUGUUAUUUCCCUUCAAACCGUCCAGCAUAAAACGUUAUUCAGAAGGCCACUUACUGGUCUCAGAAGGCUGAAUCUCACCACUUCCUCUCACUGAGCGCUGCUGCCACUCAUGACACAUGAAAAACACAGUGGAGAAAUUUCUUAAUGAGACAACAAGUGAAAAUGAAUCAUCUGAUACUUCCAAAUCAAACCAGCACAUGCAGCGUCUGCUCUGCUGCUCUGCUUUUGCACUCAGAUGUUGAGUUUGAGGAAGUUACCUUUCCUUGUAGACUCACUUUUACCUUCCUUUAAUAUAAUAAACAAAGUUUAACACAGGAUAAUAACAGUGAAAAUACUCUACUGCUGCACUGUGCGAGGAAGGAUGGUGCAUAAAGGGAGGCUGCAUAGCGGCAACUCCUGUACGUUCUGUCCCUAAUCACCGUGUUUAUAUUAAUUAUCAAUUAAACGACUCAGUAUAGUGUGAAGGGCUCGCUCACAGUGGCAGACCCACAGAGAUUAUCACCACCUCUGCAGCUCCACACGGCUCUAUAGUCUGUUUAGCUCAUUAUUUUGGUAUUACAGCACAUUUAUUACAUGGCUGAGUGGCCUCACGUGUAGCUGUAGCAAUAAACAAGUUCGGAUAAACCCACAGCGAGCUACCGCCCAACACCAAACAGCAGAUAGACAACGAAUCAAGAGCUAGAUGGUGACCAAAGCAGAUCAAAAAGGAGACUGAAUAUUGGACUUGUAUUCAACAAGUGUUGCUGUUGCUCUGUGUCUGCUGGACGUGCGGAUAUUCUAACAAAUUAUCUACAACAACUUUAUAAACUUAAGAUAUGUCAGGGUCGUGUGUCUGUCAGCUUGUUGCGGAGUUAUUCUGCCCCCAAGUGGUCAAAAAGAUCAGUUUAUCAAAAGCAUUAUACCAAGUGUGACUUUGAGAAGAGAAAAAAUUGAUGUGGUUAUAAAUGUUAAUAUAUGAGACAGACCCCAGCAGCCUUAUUACAGGAAAUAUUCUGCUUGUCCUAUCUUAAGUUUCAAAGACAGAAAAAAAAUUGUUCUAACACAGAAGCAAUUCCUGAACUCAUGGCUGUGUCCAGUCUCAUCUCAGACUUCCUAUCUCAUCUUAGAGGUAGUAUCCCUUUACUGUUCAUUGUUCAGGAGGUUUUUUGAGUUAUCCUCAGAGGUCUCUUCCCUCUUCCUCCACAAAACAAACAGACCCGGCGACUGGAACCACUAUAAACACUGAAUGACGCAUUUCAGUUCAGUUCAAUUUAUAAAGCCCAACAUCACAGAUCACAAUUUGCCUCAGAGGGCUUUACAGCUGAAAUCAGUGCCUCUCCAACGCUGCUCAGCAUCUUGGAGACGGUGGCUCGCCAAGAAAGUGCUAUUGUGUGCUCACCUGACCCUGAGUCGAAUUAUCUGCAGAGGCGGCUUCCUCACCGAAACAGACGGACCAAGUGAUUUAACCCACUAGGAACGCUGAACAAAGCUGUUUCAUGUCACAAACCAGUGUAACUGGUGCUGCUCAGUGCAGCUGGGCUUCUUGCUACAGCGGCCAACGUGAGAGGGUGAAAACACAAGAAUACAAAAACACGAAUGUCCCUAACUGGAGCCAGUGUUUGGUUUGUCCACUGUGAGCAGGGGCGAUUGCUCUGAGACAACAAGGGAGGCUGAACUUCCCCUAAAAUUUCAUAGCAGAAAUGGUCAAAUAUGCACUACUGAAUUUACAUUAAAAUAAGAAUUUACAUUGCAUUAAACGUGCGCUAGGAUGCGUUUCACAUCAUGACUAUGUUGUUCAAACAUCAGCUGUUUAUCACCAGUUUUCAAACGUGACCUCCCUGUCAUACAUUCUCGUGUCAGCACGGUGGACGCGGAGCCUCCAAGCAUUCCUAUGAGACAGCGCUGAGCAGGUUUCUUUCAUGCAGCAAAGCGAGACGCUCACUGGAUAAAUGCGACACAAUCGUCACUUCCAGGGAGGCUCAGCUUCCCUGGGACCUAAUGGAGCCAUAGGCGUGGUUGAAAAACGGCUUCAAUUAAAUGUUCCUUGUAUAAGUUACUGCCUCUCUACAAUAUGACAAAUUUUAUGACGUAAACUUAAAGUGAGCUUCCCCUGUUUGAAAGACCAGCAGCCGCCACUGACUCUGGGCUAUUGUAGAAACAUGGCGGUGCAAUAUGGCGAUCUCUAUAAGCAAGGGCCCGCUCCUUAUGUAGAUAUAAACAGCUCAUUUUAAGGUAUGAAAACACAAGUGAUUAUUCACCUAAGAAAAUACUUAUACUCUAUUUCUACCACCAUAUCCCCCUAAAUCCUACACACUGGACCUUUAAAUCAAGACUGAUUUUCUGUAGUUAAGGAGCAGUUGAUAACAGUGAACAUACACUUUUGUUUUUGCUCCCAUUUGUCCACACAUUUAGAUGAAAGACUUUUUAUGUACUCUAUGGAUAUAUUUCACUCACAUCGUGGUUGCAAAUUCAUUAAAUCAGUGUCAGUGAGCACUUCUCCUUUGCCCAGAUAAUCCAUCCACCUGGCAGGUGUGACACGCUGAUUAAACAGCACGAUUACUUCACAGGUGUGACGUGGGAUGGUAACAAUACAAAGCCACUCUAAAAUGUCAGGUGGAUGGAACUUAACAAAUGUGCGACCAAGAGAAAUAUAUCUAUAGUGCAUAAAAACUCUUAAACCUGUGAAAAACAAGCAAAAACAAAAGUCUUUAAAUGUAUUUUUAAGAGGACAAACAGUGAACAUAGUUUCUUCCAGAGCCAACUCAGGCACAGAAACAGAAGUGAACCUUAUAGGAACAAACACAACCCUCUCAAAUCAGUUAAUCAGAUGAAAACAGUGUCGAGCUCUGAUUCAGUGGCACAAAGAAAAGCCAAAAAGCUCUUGACUGGAAACACUUGGGCAUGCGAGGUAAUUACCAAUCUGUGCAGAGACGAGCCCAUUGACCCAGUUUAACCAGUCACAGUUCAGAGGAAACAUCCAAUCUGAAACUUCAGAAAUGACUCCGGCUCUCAUGUUACUCCAGAUACAUAAAUAUGAGCCUCACACAUCACAGAUCAGCCGGGAGAGAGUGAGAGGAGGGUCAGCUGCUUCACACACGAUGGACACUUCACUGUAGUUCAGUCUAAUUCAGUUACUUACCAUCAUGUUCGAACACUAAAGCACAUGGUCACAUCUCCACAGUUUUAGACAAUAGAUAUGAGUUUACAAGACUAAUGACCUUUCAGUGCUACAGAGGACAUCCGUCAUUUAAAUGAUCAUGUACAAUAUACAAAAUAAAUGUUGCCAAUGACACUGACAGCAGUAUCGUACCAGCGUGAACGUAGAGAUCAUUUUCAUCUGCAGGCAGCUGUUUGUCUUGCUGAAGUGUCCUUGAGCAAGACAUGAAUGUCCAUGACUUUCAAAAUCUGCCUUUCGAGUAUCAUUCACUUUCUGUAGGCUUGAACCGCUGUGAGAAAUCAAACCUGUCGCCAUAAUUAAUGUUGCCACUGUACUUUUCUGCAGAUCCCUGAUGUGUUAUAUUUGUACAAUGUUGUGUAGUGGAUACGCUGAAACGUUUCAUUUCAACGUUCUUCUUCUGGCGUAUGUCCUUAGACCUUCAGCUCCGUUGAGGCGUGACAGUCCAGUGUUUCAUCGUCCAGGUCAGUUAGACCACGAUCGCCAUUCGGUGGCCAGUGUUUGGGGCAGCUGGUUAUUAUGUGUUCCACAGUUUGUAGUGGAUCCCCACAUUCACAGUGGGCGCUGUCCACGAGACCCCAUUUUUGCAUUGCUGCCCGAAACGUCCUACACCUGUCCUCAGGCAGUUGAGGGUUGUCCGUUGUUUUAAUUUCAACCAUCUUGUUCGCCCCCUGGUGGUUGCCUGCAGUAUUGGUCAUAAACCUUUCCCCCUCCAAACUAAAAACUCCAAGUACACAUCCAAUAAAUUUCUCCCAUAGAUGGUUUCUGUCAUUUUAAGAUAACUUUAUUUGCCAUUUGUUCAGUCUGGGUACGAAGGAAUUCUUCUGCAAAUCACUUUGAGUCAAGUCAGAAAUAGACAGGUGACAAAUACUAAAAGGUAAAGUGCGCAAAACAAGGUAUGAUUAAUACAAGAAUAUAAGCUCCACCUGCAGGGUAUUCCGAAGGUUUUCCACAUUAUGGAUACUGCACAUUUCCAGUUUUUAUUGCACAUGAACUAAGGUAGAUGAGGGAAGAUGUCACACACAGCGGAGCGCCAUCUUGCUGUCGAUCAGCCAUUGAAAAAGAAAACGUAUCCAUGGUUUGCAGAAAUGUACAACACCAACAUUUUCUGGUGACUGGGCUGAAGAAGUUCAUCAGCUUGGAUUACAUUACGGCUACGAUGGAUUAAAUUGGUGAUUCAGUGGACUCACAGUAUCCGAAUAUCCACAGAAAUGUCCCAAGCCAUCCCUGCAGCACAACCCAGCUCCAUCUGGAUGCUCAGUUUGUUCCAAAGAGGUUUUUUCCCCUGAAAGUCGGCGAGAGACAGGUUCAGCUGUGUCAGGUUAUGGAUCAGCGACAGAAAAGUGGAAUAUGCUGCUGGAGUGGUUUGAAAAGUUUUAAUGGACGUUUCUGAUACAUUUUCCUGCGCACCAGUGGCGUGUUUGAUACUGCAAACAAACAUUCGGGACGGAGAAACACUUUAAAGCUCAGGAGGAUUUAGUGUUUCUCUCCAGGACACUUCGAGUUCUGGUAGAAUCACAUCACAUUGGAGGCGUUAGAUGGACGAGAGUCAAAACAAACAGUCACAUAAACCAGCUGAUAAAAACACACAAGGAAAUAGAUACGUAUGAUCCCAGAUAUUCCUCAGGUCAUGACGUCACACUCAACCAUCCAAGCAUGAGAAAUGGGUCGCUAUCAGAUGUCAAAAUCUUUCCGCUUCCACCCAUAAUCCCUUGCAAUUUCAAGUAAUUUCCUGUCGUCGGUUCAGAUGAUGUUCUUCACCUCCGUGCUGCUCGAGGAGAACUGAAGCUUCUCAGUUGUUUCGGUGCAACAGCUUGUUUCUGAGCACUUACACAACACAGUAAAAGGCUGUCUGCAGAGACGACCAGCAGAGUCUGUAUCUCAGUGUACAGCGAGUAGAAAAGUAACUCAUGAAAAAUAUAAAGUUCUUAUAUAAAGUUGAUCAUUUCAAGUGUAAAUUCAAAAUGCUUUGACUCUUGGAAAAACGCCUUUUCAUUCUGUGUUGGCUCAGUCGAGGCACUGUUUGACUCGUGAACUCACAAAUCUCAAAAAAACAUGAGAAGUUCUGCUGAAUGUUUGUGGCUGCUUCAGGAUUGUUGAAUAUUCUGCAGUACAUAUCAACUUUCAGCAUCAAGCAGUCAACAGGAAAUGUUUCCUAUACACUGAAAAACAAGUGUUGCAUUUCUUUGUUUUUGUUUUUCUAAGACAAACUAAACUGUGACCUCUUUCAGUUCAGCCACAAGCACAGUUAAUGAAGUUAAAAGAGCAAAUAUAGUCACUCCUUUAAUUUAUAAUCCCUUCCAAAAACAACCUGUGGAUGCUUUCGAGGCACAUUGAAUAUUUAUUUUCCAAUACAGAUUUACGUGAACCUUUCUUAGUAUUAAAGAAGACCUAUUAUGCUUGUCCUUAUUAUAUUUCAUAUAUAUAUAUAUAUAUAUAUAUAUA
Messenger RNA from Epinephelus fuscoguttatus (brown-marbled grouper), 8482 nucleotides. RefSeq names its product 5-hydroxytryptamine receptor 4 (gene htr4). Gene Ontology annotation, cellular component: plasma membrane. Bases 289 to 1500 code for a protein of 403 amino acids. The record is from RefSeq and is a predicted model, not a curated record. The transcript has 7 exons. Gene Ontology annotation, molecular function: G protein-coupled serotonin receptor activity. Gene Ontology annotation, biological process: chemical synaptic transmission; adenylate cyclase-activating adrenergic receptor signaling pathway; regulation of appetite. Lineage: Eukaryota; Metazoa; Chordata; Actinopteri; Perciformes; Serranidae.